This is a messenger RNA of Anopheles bellator, 3584 nucleotides long. RefSeq names its product cleavage and polyadenylation specificity factor subunit 6-like. Gene Ontology annotation, biological process: mRNA alternative polyadenylation. Bases 179 to 2125 code for a protein of 648 amino acids. The transcript is spliced from 6 exons. NCBI's taxonomy places the organism in Eukaryota, Metazoa, Arthropoda, Insecta, Diptera, Culicidae. Gene Ontology annotation, cellular component: mRNA cleavage and polyadenylation specificity factor complex. The record is from RefSeq and is a predicted model, not a curated record. Gene Ontology annotation, molecular function: mRNA binding.
AAUCACACCGCCGUUUACUUCGCCGUGCAAGUAAUGUGGGUGGUGUGCUAGAAGUGAGUGAAUCGUGCCAAAGGAUCGCACAGGAAAACGGGUGUACCCGUGAAACGGACCGUGUGAAUUGAGUUGUGAGGUUGCCGUAGUGUUCGCUUUCGCGUUCACUUGACGGGAAGGGAGAAAGAUGGCCGAUGGCGUUGAAAUCGAUCUGUAUGCCGACGACCUGGAUCAGGAUUACUCACAAAACAACGAUGAUUACGGUGGCGAAAGUGGUGACCUGUACGAUGAUGUGAUUGCGCCAUCCGGCGACCGCAGCAGUGCCGGUGGCAAUAGGCCAUCGAUCGAGCGGGUCGAGGGCGUUGAUACGAACGGCUCGUAUCACCACCAUCCCGGGGCCUGGUCGCUCAGCCACAUCCCGCGCCGCCACCAACUGUACGUCGGCAAUUUGCCCUGGUGGACCACCGAUCAGGAUAUCGCCGAUUCGGUGGCAGACGUCGGGGUGAACGAUUUUCAUGAGGUGAAGUUUUUCGAAAAUCGCGCCAAUGGCCAGUCAAAGGGUUUCUGCGUGAUUUCGCUCGGGUCCGAGAUCAGCAUGCGGCUAGUGAUGGAACGGCUGCCGAAGAAGGAGCUGCACGGUCAAAAUCCGGUGGUGACUCUGCCAACCAAGCAGGCAUUGAAUCAGUUCGAAAGUCAGCAAAAAACGCGACCUACGCCGCCCGCUCCGGGGCAGUCGAAUGGACCCCGGCCACCAGGCCCGGGAAUGCCAAUGGGUGGGGGAGGCGGAGGGGCUCCACCAUCAGGGCCCGGUGGUCCGAUGGGUGGUCCAGGAGGACCACCGGGUGGUGGGCCGGGCGGCCCCGGUGGGCAUGGAGGCCCGCAGCCACGCAUGAUGAAUCCCAACAUGCCGCCCGGAAUGCGUCCACCACACCCACAUAUGGGCGGACCAAUGCACAUGCAGGGUCACCACGGUCCAGGAGGUCCACCAAGACCACAGGGACCGCCGAUGCAUCAAGGAAAUGGACCACCACAGCAACCGCCUAGGUUCCAGAAUCAAAACCAGUGGAACGGACCUCCCCGCAUGAACGGCCCAAGACCGGGCGGUCCUGGAGGUCCGGGUCCCAUGCAGCACAGACCACAGAUGUUCCAAGGACCUCCGAAUGGGAUACCACGUGGACUGCGCCCCGAAUGGAAUCGGGCACCCAUGCACGGUGGCUACCCGCCCGGUGGCCAUCCUGGAGGUCCUGGACAGGGCGGACCACAUAUGCAGGGUGGUCCGCACGGACCGCGUGGUCCCCACCCCGGUUCGAUGGGUGGGCCUCCCGGUCCACAGGGACCGGCUCCGCACGUAAAUCCGGCAUUCUUCAACCAGGGCGGAGGUCCGCCUAACCAUCCUAACGGUGGUCCCGGACCGGUAGGGCCACCGCAUGGUGGUCCGCAAGGGCCACAAGGACCGCAAAGCGGGGGACCGCCGGCCCACUUUAACCCACAAGGCAGUGGGGGACCGCCGCGCGGUAAUCCGUGGCCCGUGCAAGGAGGCAAACCACCCGGGCCGCCUGGACCUGGCUUUCCCGAGCAUCCCAUCACACCGCAGCUGAGUGAGGCUGAGUUUGAAGAGAUUAUGACCCGCAAUCGGACCGUCAGCAGUUCCGCGAUCGCUAGAGCCGUCUCCGACGCGGCCGCCGGCGAGUAUUCCAGUGCGACGGAGACACUCGCCACCGCAAUCUCGCUGAUCAAACAGUCCAAGGUGGCGCACGAUGAGCGGUGCAAAAUAUUGAUCGUUUCGCUGCAGGACACUCUGCACGGUAUCGAAGCGAAGAGCUUCACGCGCCGGGAGCGUUCGCGGUCGCGCGAACGUUCGCACCGUCGCCAACGACGCGAACGCUCCACAUCCCGUUACCGUGAGCGUUCACGCGAUCGUGAGCGUGAACGCGACCGCGACCGCGACCGUGACCGCGAACGAGAAGGCUCGCGCCGAUCUCGCCCCAGAAAAACGCCUGAACCGGCUACCGAUAGUGCGACGGACAGCUCCUCCAAGCGCUAUUACAAUGACGAUCGGUACCGAUCGUCGGACCGUGAACGGGAGCGCGAUCGUGACCGUGAGCGACGCGAGGAACACCGUUCCAGACAUUGAGAGGUGUUUCUUCCUUCCAAUUUCCGUUCAACUCUCCUAACCUUCUCAACCUUCGUCCCUACAUCGUUCGUGAGGUCCUACGACAAACAGCUUUCGCGUUCCGCUUUCUCACGGCGCCCGGAUCAUGGGCCAGAAGAGAGUAUUUUAUUUGGAGAAGAGAGUAUUUUAUUACUUUACAUAUUCUUCUCUUUUCGAUGCUUUCCUAUCAUUUAAAGAUGAAACGAUUUUAUUUCAUCAUCGAACCGAAGGCGAAAUGGAGUUUCGUUCGCUACGUCGUGUUUGUGUGUUUCUGGACUGUUGGUGGAUUUAUUUACAGUACCCCGGUUUACUUUACACCGCAUACAUAGUUUCUACAUGCAUUACCAAAAUUAACCAUCCGGACUGGUGUCCCCCUUGUUUGGUACCACAACACGAUGGAAGGAACCGAUAGGGGUGUCCCACCGUAAUCGAAUGUGUAUGAUUGUUUGCACCUAACUUUGGAUUCGUUUGUCUUUAGCUUUAAGACGGAACGAAGAGCCGUUAGAGUAUAGAAGCGGCAAGCUGUAGUACGUAUUCCACCCAUUGAAUAUACACGCUUGCCAUUUGGAGCUACUCGCAAACACGGCCAACACGCAAGUAAUAAGCGCAAGUAGAGAACGUGUGUUGGUGUUACAAAAAGGUUAUAAAAUGAGUAUGAGCCCCGGGACAGCAAAAUAUAAAGUUUAAAUUGUAACAAAGUGAACUCUACCGUAGAAUUCACGACGGUAAACUUGAGUAUAUGUAUAGAAAAGUAGCAAACAUACAACCUAUAAGCGAGAGAGACCCCUGCAACAGACACAAAACCACACCUGUCCCCUUCGCAAUCCACCGGCCUUAUCGCCGUUAACCGCAAUCCCACUCCUGUGACACACAAGCGCAAAGUGACAUCGCAUUUCUUCGCUCCGAUCCGUUCCGUCGACACAGCCCCGUUUGGGGCUUCGUCUUAGCCGGGAAACGCAAAGUGACGAAACCUGGCAGCAGUACGAGGCAGCAGCACCAGAACAACACACCUUAGCAGUGACCACCAACCUGCCGUUGUUCUGCAUAUGUGAAUCCUGCCGUGCUCAGCCCACCUCAACGCGACCUCAUCCGCUCUGUGUCUGUGUUUUCGUGAAUAUGUGUGGUGGCGGUGGCUCCUGUCCGCGCGGUCACUUCGUUGUUCCUGUUCGCGGCAAGCAGGCAACCAGCAGGAGGACCUUCGGUGGCUGCCGCUUCUACUGAUGCUGCUGCUGUUGCUGUCCAGUCGGCGAGUUCGCGGCGGAAAAGAAGAAUGUAACAAAACACCCUCUUUUAAAAAUCAAUAAUUAUAAACGUAAUCAGUGAGAAAAAAAACGAAAAAACAAACAAAAAAAUGUUCAAAUCUUGUGUACCGUGUUGUGUAUUCUGUCUAUAUUUUGUUAGUAUCGUAUCGGAGCGAAAAUGAAUUGUACACCUUUAAGUA